Messenger RNA from Vanrija pseudolonga, 1540 nucleotides. RefSeq names its product Transforming growth factor-beta-induced protein ig-h3 (gene TGFBI). NCBI's taxonomy places the organism in Eukaryota, Fungi, Basidiomycota, Tremellomycetes, Trichosporonales, Trichosporonaceae. The record is from RefSeq and is a predicted model, not a curated record. Gene Ontology annotation, biological process: macroautophagy. Gene Ontology annotation, cellular component: fungal-type vacuole membrane. The coding region runs from base 96 to 1379 and encodes 427 amino acids. The transcript is spliced from 5 exons.
CUCGACACUCACUCACGAGCCAUGCAUGGGCACGCCCGCGCCGUCUUGACAACGCUUGACAUCACCACAACAACAAUCCACAUCACACAUCCACAAUGAGAAUGAGGUUAUCUCUGGCCUCCUCGGCCUCGGUCAUCGCAGCCGCAGCCUUGACAACACUCAUCACACUCGCCGCAAACACGCACGCAAGACCACUCGUAAACCUCGACCCAACAGACGCCCAGGCCCCCUUUGAAGCCAGCAGCAACAGCGGCGCCGGCGCAUGGUGGGACCACCACUCGGUCGUUGGCGGCGCUGCCGACUCGCUCACCAUCUGGGGCCGCCUCACCCGCGAUGACAACUAUGCCAUGCUCGUGCGCGUGCUCGAGUUUGAGCAGGACACGAUCGCGCUUCUCGACGACCCCGACGCGCAGAUUACCUUGUUUGCCCCGAGCAACGAUGCACUGCGUGGCGGCGGGCUGAACCCCUCGGCUCCGAGCACGCUGCCCGAUCUCGCGGCAGCGCUGUCCGCGCCCGGCGCCCACGUCCACCGCGCGCGGUGGAAGAACCUCGCGCACAACCUGUUGCGGUACCACAUCGUGCCAUCCCCCGCACCGCUCUCGGCGAUUGCACGCAACUCCACACUGCCGACAGCGCUUAAGCCGUUCGAUGGGAGCGGUGCGGGCAUCGCACGGCGGAUCCACGUCGAGCACAGCCUAGUGCCCCUGCGCCCGGCGCUGCGUGUCAACUGGUGGGCCAAGGUCGUGAGCUCGGCGCCCGCCACCAACGGAUACCUCCACACGCUCGAUCAGGCGCUCGUGCCGCCCAGCUCGGUGUUCGAGGAGAUGUUCCUCGUCUCGCGAUACCUGAGUACGACGACAACGGCGAUCCAGCGAGCCGGCCUCGACCUGGGCUGGGAAGACGGCGAAGGCGAGCCCCUCGUGACGGCGUUUGCGCCAUCCAACGACGCGUGGAACGCGCUACCGGCCGACCUGCACUACUUCCUGUUCUCACGCAAAGGGAACAAGGCGCUCAAGAAGCUGCUCAAAUACCACACGGCGCCGGGCGUGCUGCUGCUGUCCGAGGUCGUCGCUGGCGCCGAGGCCGAGGGCGAGGUCAAGGCGGACGGGACGUUCAAGCGGGUUGUAGAGCUCGAGAGUGGCUCUGGGGAGCAGUUGCAAGUGACGUUGGAGAAGGCUCGGCUGCUGCCUAUUAAUGGCGCGGUCAAGACCAGCGUCAAGAUAAACGGCGUCAAGGCCAGGCUCAUCGAUGUGCCAGCCACCAACGGCGCAUGGCACAUGAUCGACAAGGUGCUGGUGCCGCCGGCGCGCGGCGCGAGCCCGAGGGGAGGAUGGGCAGACUGGCAGUUGUGGCUCGACGACUGGGCUUCAAGCGCAUGACGCGGUGCGCAUGACGAGACGCGACGAGACGAGCGAACGAGCGAGCGAGCGAGCAGUGGCGGCGAUCAGCGACGCCGGCAUACCGGUGCCGUUAAUAAUUGUAUCAAGCUUGAGCAAGCGCAAGCGAGGGUAAUACUCGGGAUGUAUUCUAGUGACCUUGA